Molecule: messenger RNA, 2789 nt
Organism: Populus nigra (black poplar)
Lineage: Eukaryota; Viridiplantae; Streptophyta; Magnoliopsida; Malpighiales; Salicaceae
Product: P-loop NTPase domain-containing protein LPA1 homolog 1-like
Exons: 9
Coding region: 237-2558 (773 amino acids)
Source: RefSeq, a predicted model, not a curated record
GGUAUAAGGGAGAGGAGAGGAAGUGGGUAUUAAAGGAGACUCGUGGAGGCUUCAAGGGAGCGAUGCGUGGACGGAAAACUGGACAGGUGACGAAGACAUAUAGACAUUCAUGCCUACAACACACACACAGAUCCUUUCUUCUUCUUCACAUGACCGAUCGUAACGCUUUCUUUCUUGUUUUGCGGUCUUGAUUCUCUUUUACAUACUUGCUGAGAAGAGAGAGGGGGGGAGGAGACAUGACGACGAUGGAGGUUGGAAAAGUGCUGUACAUAGUGGUGGUGGAUGAGGAGGAAAAUAGAGAUAAAGGGAAAGGGAAAGGGAAAGGGAAAGGGAAAGACUCUUUUAGAUAUACGCGUCCGGUUUUGCAGAGUACUCUGCAACUCAUGGGAUGUAAAGCACGUCAUGCUUUUAAGAUUAGCCAAAGGGUUUUUGAGCUCAUGAGAAGUGUUUCACAUUCGAAAGAAGUUGAGAUAACAGGAGUGGAUGCUUCAAAUGGAAAUAACGAAAAGGAAGAUGGUUUGUCCAGUGGAGUUUUCUUGGGUAAAACAGAGGUUGGUAAUAGUUUGGUUUCCGAGGAAGACAGAAAUAAGAGCAUACCAUUUGAAUUGUACAAAAGACGAACCACUGUAGUUGUUAGAAGAGAGGCUUUCUUGAAUUUUGUUUGUGAUGCUCUGACCGAGUACAAGUAUGUGGGGCCUAACCAGAGGGAAGACUUGGUUUUGGCUUGCAGAAUCCGUGAAAGGAAGGAAUCCGUGACAGUGCUGUUGUGUGGUACUAGUGGCUGUGGAAAAUCUACUUUGUCUGCAUUGCUGGGUAGCAGGUUAGGAGUUACAACAGUGAUAUCUACGGAUUCUAUUAGACACAUGAUGAGGAGUUUUGUAGAUGAGAAGCAAAAUCCUCUACUUUGGGCCUCGACAUACCAUGCUGGGGAGUUUUUAGAUCCUGUGGCUGUUGCUGAAGCAAAGGCUAAAAGAAAGGCAAAGAAAUUGGCAGGCACUGGAACUUUGCGUUCAAAGGAUGAAGUAUCUGAUGGCUAUACAACUGGGAAAUCUGGUAGCGGAGCACCAAAGGUGAGUUCUGGUGCUACUGAGGUUAUUAGUCCAAAACAAAUGGCAAUUGAAGGUUUCAAGGCACAAAGUGAGAUGGUGAUUGACAGUCUUGAUCGUCUCAUUACUGCAUGGGAAGAGAGGAAAGAAUCAGUAGUGGUCGAGGGUGUUCAUUUGAGCCUUAAUUUUGUGAUGGGGCUUAUGAAGAAACACCCUUCAAUUAUACCAUUCAUGAUAUACAUUACAAAUGAGGACAAACACUUGGAGCGAUUUGCAGUUCGUGCAAAGUACAUGACAUUGGACCCAGCUAAAAACAAAUAUGUAAAAUACAUUCGGAACAUCAGAACAAUCCAAGAUUAUCUUUGCAAACGGGCUGACAAACAUCUUGUUCCCAAAAUCAACAACACAAAUGUCGAUAAGAGUGUGGCAGCUAUUCAUGCAACAGUCUUCAGCUGCCUUCGAAGGUGGGAUGCAGGAGAACAGCUUUAUGAUCCUACCACAAACACUGUUGCUCUUGUUGAUGAGGAGUACAGGAACCAGUGUGCUGCAAAUUCAUUGAGCUCCAAGGGGAUGUUUCAGCUUAUUCAGAGAAAAGGUUCUUCAAGGCAUUUGAUGGCUCUUCUUAAUACUGAUGGGUCUGUUGCAAAGGCUUGGCCUGUUGAUUCAGUAGAUGGUAAUGGGAAGCUUGGAACAGGCCAUGGGACUGACAGUGGAAUAGGGACUCCAAUGUAUGGACCAUUGCAGAUAGGCAAGGCUGAACCAGUUAAUCUUCAGUUUGGUAACUUUGGAAUCAGUGCUUGGCCUAGUGAUGGUGGCACAAGUCAUGCUGGAAGUGUUGACGAGUCCAGGGCUGAUGGGACUGAUACAGGGAGCAGAUAUUACUCCUCUUGUUGCAGCUCGCCAAGGAAGCCUGAUGGGGCUGCCAAGGAGCUGAAGGAGGAGCAUUCAGUGAAUGGCAGUGAUGAAGAAGUUGACGAUCCACCUGAGGUGGACAGUGAUGAGGAUCUUAGUGAUGAUGAUGACAAGCAUGACCAUGAAGAGAUUGGCUCAGUUGAUGAGGAAUACACAAAAUCAGAUGAAGAAUAUGAUGAUCUGGCAAUGCAGGAUGUGCAGGAGAAUGGUUAUUGGUCAGACGAUGAUGAGGAGCCUAAAGAUAGGCUGCCCCCUAUUUCUGGGGGUAAUGUAAGCCCCAACAAAAUAGAUAAGUACAGGCAGAAUUUAGAGCGCUUCCUUGGAACUAGAAGUGAGCAGUUGGCUGAACCACUAUGCUCCUACUCUUCUCUGCUUGUGGAGCAAGGUGAGAGGAGAAUGUUGAGUUCAGGCAGUCUCAAAAUAAGAAAACGUUCACUCAGCAUUCCUGCCAUCAGAAAGCAUGGGUCAGUAAUUAGUGAUCCCAUUCUCUCCGGAGCACCCCAGAGGCAGAGUACGUUCUCCCCCUUCGUCUGUGUUCACAGCCAUGCCAGCACAGUACAUAGCAACCGGGUCUUACGUCUGCAUGGAAGCAGACCUUAGAACAUCGCCAUCGUUGAAGAAGACAGAGAGCAUGGCCAUCAUCAAGAGAGCUUUCCUAUUGCCAUGCCACCCUUUGGUUUUAAUAAAAUCUCAUGCCCUUUCAUCAAAAUCUUUAUACCUGUUGUGCAUCCUCGAUUGACUGCAGGCAUUUGAACAAUUUAUAUUACGGUUUUAUUGGAAAAUGUAAAAUAUUUUUGAAUACCCAUGGACCUUAUUAAUUAUGCCCAACAA